Molecule: messenger RNA, 2863 nt
Organism: Cinclus cinclus
Lineage: Eukaryota; Metazoa; Chordata; Aves; Passeriformes; Cinclidae
Gene: DGKQ
Product: diacylglycerol kinase theta
Exons: 23
Coding region: 1-2757 (918 amino acids)
Biological process (GO): diacylglycerol metabolic process; intracellular signal transduction; lipid phosphorylation
Molecular function (GO): ATP-dependent diacylglycerol kinase activity
Source: RefSeq, a predicted model, not a curated record
AUGGCGGACGGGGCGCGCUCGCUGCGCGGCGGCGGCAGCGGCAGCAGCAGCCCGGCCUCCAGCCCGGUGCUGGGCGGGCGGGGCCGCGCCGCGGCGGGGGGCAGCAGCCCGCCGGGCCACGCGUUCCGCAGGGUGACCCUGACCAAGCCCACCUUCUGCCACUACUGCACCGACUUCAUCUGGGGGCUGGCCGGCUACCAGUGCGAGGUUUGCAACUUCAUGUCUCACGAGAAGUGCCUCAAGAAUGUCAAGAUACCAUGCUCAAGUAUUGCUCCCAGCCUUGUAAGGGUUCCAGUUGCACACUGUUUUGGGCCUCCAGGACAUUACAAAAAAAAGUUUUGCACUGUGUGCAGGAAGUCCCUAGAGUCACCUGCCUUUCGAUGUGAAGUUUGUGAGCUACAUGUGCACACAGACUGUAUCCUGUUUGCUUGCAGCGACUGCCGGCAGUGUCACCAGGAUGGGCACCUGGACCAUGAUACUUACCACCAUCACUGGAGGGAGGGAAACCUUUCUUCAAGCGCUCGUUGCGAGUUUUGCAAAAAAACCUGUGGGUCUUCUGAGGUGCUCUCUGGCAUGAGAUGUGAAUGGUGCGGCAUCCUGGCUCAUGCUGCUUGCUAUGUAAUUGUCACACCAGAAUGUACCUUUGGAAGAUUAAGGAAUAUGAUUCUUCCUCCAAAUUGUGUUCAACUGUUUUCUCGCAACUUCAGCAAAUUGCAUUGUUUUCGAAUAUCAGAAAAUUUGCAAACCGAAUCAGAUGAAGAUGAUGAUGUUGAUGGCUCAACACAAGGAUCAACAAAAGAUAUCCAAAUUUCAACCGAUUCAAGUAAACAAACACUGAAGAUAUUUGAUGGGAACGAUGCAGUGAAACGCAAUCAAUUUCGACUAAUUUCAGUUCCAAGGAUUGCAAAAAAUGAAGAAGUUGUGGAGGCUGCUUUGAGGGCGUACUACAUAAAUGAUGACCAGCAGGAAUAUGAGCUUCAGACCUUUACACAGCAGGUGCUGCUCUCUGAUGAUGUUAUCAACAGGAAUGAUGCUGCAGAGGACAGUAACUUGGGCUCAGUAUUCCGAGAAUCUGUUCCUGAAGCUUGGAUCAUCAGAGCCAAACCAAAGGAUGAGGAAGUGAUCAGAAUUUAUCCUGCCUGGCUAAAGGUGGGAAUGGCAUAUGUUUCUCUACGAGUUAAUAAGGAUAGCACUGUGCAGACUGUGAUCAAAGAAGUGCUCCCAUUACUUGGAAGGCAGAUGGAGUGCCUCCAGAAUUUCAAAUUGGUGGAAGUGCUUAUGGGCAGUAAGCAAGUUCAGCGCAUGGUCUUGGACAAUCAGGAACUGAUUCUUAACAGACUCAAGGACAUAAGAAAGACUUCAAUACGUCAGAUGAAUCAAACAAGAUUUUACAUUGUGGAAAACAGUAAAUCCAUUGUACAAGUAAAUUUAUUUGUUGGUGGCCUUCCACCUCAACUUUCCUCUGAGGAAUACACAAACAUUCUCAAGGAAGAAUUAGCUAUCAAAACAAAUGUAGUAUCUGUGAGUCAUGUUUAUCAAGCACAAGGCGCUGUUGUACUCCAAAUUUCAUGUUUUUCUGAAGCUGAAAGAAUAUAUAUGCUAGUUAAAGAUACCGUUGUCAAUGACAAACCUCUGAAUGCUGUGGUGCUUCCUGCAGUUAUGGCUUCCAAGAUACCACAGAAUUGUUGCCCGCUUCUUGUAUUUGUGAAUCCAAAAAGUGGUGGUCUAAAAGGCAGGGAUCUGCUGUACAGUUUUAGAAAGCUGUUAAACCCACAUCAAGUCUUUGAACUUACCAAUGGGGGCCCACUUCCUGGGUUUCACACGUUCUCCAAAGUCCCCUCCUUCCGAGUGCUGGUGUGCGGAGGGGAUGGCACUGUUGGCUGGGUCCUUGGUGCACUUGAGGAGAUCAGGCACAAGCUGGUGUGCUCAGAGCCCUCAGUUGCCAUCUUACCUUUAGGAACAGGUAAUGACCUGGGGAGGGUCUUGCGUUGGGGAGCUGGCUACAGUGGGGAGGACCCGUACUCCAUUUUGGUUUCCGUGGAUGAAGCAGAUGAUGUUCUUAUGGAUCGCUGGACUAUCCUUUUGGAUGCAGAAGAGCCAGCUGAAGGCGCAGAAAAUGGCAUUGCAGAACCUGAGCCUCCCAAGAUUGUACAGAUGAACAAUUACUGUGGUCUGGGCAUUGAUGCUGAGUUGAGCUUGGACUUUCAUCAUGCUAGAGAAGAAGAACCAGGGAAAUUUAAUAGCAGGUUUCACAACAAGGGAGUUUAUGUGAAAGUUGGGCUGCAGAAGAUAAGUCACACUAGAAACCUUCACAAGGACAUAAAGCUGCAAGUGGACCAGCACGAGGUGGAGUUACCAAGUAUAGAAGGACUCAUUUUUAUUAAUAUACCCAGCUGGGGCUCUGGAGCCGACCUCUGGGGGUCUGAGAGUGACAACCGCUUUGAGAAACCACGCAUCGAUGAUGGCCUGCUGGAAGUGGUUGGUGUGACUGGAGUCGUUCACAUGGGUCAAGUCCAAGGUGGUUUUCGAUCAGGAAUCCGCAUAGCCCAAGGCUCAUAUUUCCGUGUAACACUCCUAAAGCCAAUUCCAGUUCAAGUUGAUGGAGAGCCCUGGAUUCAGGCUCCUGGCCAGAUUAUAAUUUCUGCUGCAGGACCAAAGGUCCAUAUGUUGAAAAAAUCCAAGCAGAAGCAGAAAAAAACUGGAAACCUGAAAGAGAUGAAAGUGGAUAGCAUGUCAGUCUCGGAAGGAGGACGCUAAGGGGAGACCUGUGUUCACACCUAUGGUAGAUACCACCCUGGUCCAGUAAAACCAAGUGCAGACAAGUUGUGAAGAGUGUUGCCUAUGAGCGUGCCUUUCAUUACAU